AUGGUUUAUUCAUAUAUUAUCGAAAUAUUUUUAAAGGAUUUUUUUUCCUUAUUAUUAUUUUUUUUAAUUUAUAUAUUUUUUUUUAUUUUUUAUAAAAUGAAAAAAUUUUUUUUUUCAAGUUUGGAAAAACAGACACAAACAGAAGAUCUCAUUGUAGAAAUUAAUUUAAAUCAAGUCAACACCCAAAAAGAUGGAUAUGAAAGUGUUUUUAAAGGCUCGAAAGAAAUUGUCAAAUCAGGGAAGAUGAGUAUUUCAAGUAUUGAAACAAUAUAUCCUUAUUUAUCAGGUGAUAAAAAAGAAGGAGAGCAAUGUCUGAAUUAUAUUAAUGAUAAAAAAAAUUCUAAUUUUUUAAAAAAAAUUGAACAAAAUGAUAAUACUAAUACGGUUUGUAAAAAAGUAACAAUGAAUAAUGAUACUAAUACAUGUUUAAAAAAUGUAUUUGAAAAUAGUAAGAUGGGUGAUGUAAAUUAUAUGGAUGAAAGUAAAUCAAAAGAAAUUGAAAUGAAGCAGACACAAGAGGUUGUCCCUGAAAAGGUUGAAGAAUCAAAUGGAGUUGAAAAAAAAAAUGAUCAAACACAAAAUUGUAAAGGGGAAGAAGUAAAAAAUGGAGAAAACCUUUGUAGCAUAGAAAGUGAAAUUAAUGAAAAAGACAAAAAUGUUUCAUUAGGUGAAAGUAUUGAAGAAAACAAAUUAAAUUUUGAAAAUUAUAAAUCUAUCCCAUUUAUAGAUGAUAGAAAAAAAGUCAUAAUAAACGACACAGAACAUAAAGAUAAUAAUAUAUGUGAUAACUUUAGCUAUUUAAACAAUAUAUUAGAAAAGAAAUAUAAAGAGUAUAUUGAUUUAGAUGGUUCGGAGUAUGUUUAUAUUUACGAUAUAUGCACAAAAAGUGAAAAUUGCCAACACUGUCAAAGCAGUAAGAUAAUCAGAUUGGAUAGUAAAAGUAUUUAUUUAAACUUUUUCAACAAUUUUUCAAAUAAAAUUAUUAAGAUAAAAAAGAUGUUUUCAACUGAUGAGAUGGGAGAUUUGCCUGGCCCACAUUUUGGCACCAGGGAAUCGGAGGACUCCAACUUAGAAACGGUUUUAAAUAAUAAACAUGAAAAAAUAGUUAGCAAAAUGGAUAGCAAAAUGGAUAGUAAAAUGGAUAGAAAAAUGGAUAGAAAAAUGGAUAGUAAAAUACACGAGUGUGACAUGCAAACAACAAGUGGCUCUGCCCAAUCCGAGACUUCCAGUAAUACAGAUUGUGAUAAUGUCAAAAAAUCGAAAUUUAUAGACAAACUUAAUUACAUUUUUUAUACAGUUAUAAAAAAUAAUAAUAGUGACAAAAAUGAUAGUGAUAAUUGUGAAGGAGAUGUAAAAAUGAUGUCAAAUAAUGUACUAGACAAAUUCGUUAAUCAGAAAAGUAUAAAAAAAUAUGAACUAACAAGAAUUAAUAUGGAUAAGCUAAUUAGUAAUAUGAAGUUGUAUAUUAAUAAACGAGUUUUUGAAACAGAUAUAUAUGAUAUUGAAAUAAAAAAAAGAGGAUAUAUACAUAUAUAUAUAGAUAAUGGUUGUUGGAAACAAUUUUAUUGUAUUCUUUUAUAUUUAAACAAUAAUUCAAUCUAUAAAGAUAAUUUAAUUUUAAAACAUUAUUGUAAAAUAUAUGAAGGAGAAUAUUUAUAUAGUAAUUAUAAUAAUUCAGACUGGUAUACAAAUUGUUUUUUAGUUUUUUUCAACGAUAAUAAUUUUGAACUUGAAAAAAAAAAUAAUAUAGAUCUAUCCAUAUUAAUAAGAAAGAAUAUGUAUGACUUUAUUUUUGAAAUUUCUAACAAUAACAAGGUUGAUAUAAUAAAUAAUAUAAAUUGCAAAUUAUCUGAAGAGAUAAAUAAAUGUAUAAUCAUCUAUGAUAUAUAUUCGAUGCCAUAUUAUUUUAUACCAUUUGAUUAUGUUUCAGCAAAUUCAGUUUAUGCACAAAAUUUUGACACACCAAUCUUAAACGAAGAAUGUAAAAGUUUAACUAAUUUAAAGUUAGACAGUUUUAUUUAUCCCGAAAAUAUUUUAAAUAAUUGGAUUUAUUGUAUAAAUAUGUUAAUACACAAAUAUAUAAAAAAUGAUUCUAUAAAUAUAAAUAACAAUAAACCAAUAAAAAAAGUAAAUUAUGUAAACAAAAAAUUUAAUCAAUGGAUUGAAGUAUUUAAACAAGAAAGAAAUAUAAAAAGAUGUGGAAAAAUUUGUUAA
Plasmodium vinckei vinckei is the source of this 2214-nucleotide messenger RNA. RefSeq names its product conserved Plasmodium protein, unknown function. Lineage: Eukaryota; Apicomplexa; Aconoidasida; Haemosporida; Plasmodiidae. The transcript has 2 exons. The record is from RefSeq and is a predicted model, not a curated record. Bases 1 to 2214 code for a protein of 737 amino acids.